AAGUGGAUAUUUAUACUUAAUAAAACUGAAAUUUUCUCGACUGAAGUAGUAAAAGGCUGUCACGAAGUCCGUUCGAUGAAGUUGCCACGAAGGAUAUGCGUUAUCUAAUGAAAUAAUAGUCUGCGAAAAACUACAAAUCGAAGUGCUAAAAUUCAUAAUAAAUACAUACAUUUUAAAAGUUCAAAUAGAAGCCUUAAAUACAUAAAUACGUAUAUACAUACAUAUACAUACCUACAUUUAUGUAGCUCGAAAAUACUAGAUAUACAGCCAAUAAUCAAUUACCAUGGCAGUUCAGUUGAACCCGUACAAUAUCCCAAAUAUGAAUCUUCCACUCACCAUAACGCCUAUAAUACCUGCCUUAAAAGAUUUGUCCGUUUCUACGGCGGCACCGUCAAAACCGGAUCAGCCUCCAUCGCAGCCGGAUUUAACAUUUCAUUGUAUGUGCUGUCCGGCGUAUUUUGUGAACCCUUACAUGCUGUACCAGCACAUGAACAGCCAACAUCCACAACCACCACCAGCCGAAGGGAUUGAUAAAAUCCCAUCCGAAGACGAUGACCAAGAUUAUAGUUGGGUGCUUGAGCCAGUUUGCGAAAUAGUCGAUAUGGGUGGCGAUGGCGAUGAUGAUGAUUCGGAUAGCGAUUCUGACUCGGACGAUGACUCGUCGAGCAGCUCAUCGCAGAGUUCUAGUAGCAGCUCCUCCACUGUAACAGCCUCCAAUUCAAAUUCUAAUACCCAAGACUCGAUUUCAAAUGAAGGGCACGGUGGCGGUGAGGAUAAUACUCGCAUGACCGCAGUAAGCACUAACACCGUGCCGCCGGCUAUUUAUGAAGAAAUUGUUGGUGGCGAGUCGACGAGCUCCUUAAGUACGCCUAGUGAGUCUGCCUUUCCAAUGUUUAAAUUAAAGACUGCAGAUCCACGUGAAUCUACUUCGAUUAUUUUGCUUAAUCCGUGUCACACAGUACAACCUUUGCAAUCAAAUACAAGCAUAACACCUGUCGUGAUUAAGCCGGGAAGGGGAAGGCGCAGCGCUGCACAGAACGCUCAGCUUGCUGCUUUGACUAAUGGUGAUCAGAAGUGUUUUCAGUGCGCACAUUGUGAGGCCUCCUUUCAAAAUGCGGGCGAUCUUUCCAAACAUGUUCGAUGUCACAUCACCAAUAAGCCAUUCAAAUGCGCCAUCUGUGAGAAAACAUUUACCCAUAUUGGCAGCUUAAAUACGCAUAUUCGAAUACAUAGCGGCGAGAAACCGUAUAAAUGCGAAAUGUGUCCAAAGGCAUUUACCCAGUCAAGCAGCCUAAUGGUGCACGUUCGUUCUCACUCCGUACGCAAGCCUCAUCAGUGUCAUUUAUGUGAUAAAGGCUUUAUAAACUCCAGCUCUCUUGUGUUACAUCUGAAGUCGCAUGAUGAAACUGAAGUCUUUAAUUGUCCUGAAUGUGACAAAUCCUUUAAACAGGAAGAUUUACUCGAGAAGCAUUUACAAAUGCAUACACAAGAACUUGUCUAUCAGUGUUCCAUCUGCCAUGAAGCUUUUCGCACAUCCUCUGAGUUAGUGCAGCACAUGAAGUGUCACAUGGGAGAAAAGCCGUUUACGUGCUCCAUCUGUGAUCGUUCUUUCACCCAAUCUGGUAGUCUUGGCAUACAUAUGCGCAUUCAUACCGGUGAACGACCGUUUCAAUGUAAACUGUGCGAUAAAGCUUUCACGCAGGCAUCCAGUCUUAGUGUGCAUAUGAAAAUUCAUACGGGUGAAAAGUCGUAUCCUUGUCAUAUAUGCGGAAAAUCCUAUAGUCAACAGGCGUAUCUCAAUAAACAUAUACAGGCCCAUCUGACAGCAGGACAGACUGAUUCGACGGCGAAUGCGGCCAGUAAUUUACCGUUUCCAACUGGUGUCAUGCAAUCGCAGGAAACUCUCGUUUGUAUAGUUUGUGGCGUAUUACAUAAAGAUGUAAACUCAUUGGCAUUACACGUUACACAGAAGCAUGCUGUGCUGUUGAAUAACAGUGUUCGCAAUGCUGCGGCACAAAUGCAGAUGUCGUCCGAUAAUGUCAGCGAAGAGGAACGUCGAUUGCAGGAGCAACAGUACAUGCAGCAACUGCAGUUAAUGCUGCGCACCGCGAAUGGCGGUGCUUUGCAACAUAUUGCAAUGGAUGUGGAUAUGGGUAAUGGCGUAGUAAAAGUUGAAGUGGAGGAAGAGGAAACCGGAAGCUUUGAACCGGAUAGAGAAUAUAAAGAAAGUGCACAAAUACCAGACUUGGAUAUCAUUAAGCAGGAAUUCGACCCAGAAUCUUUCGAGGAUUAUGGCGCUGAAGAAGAAGUGGAAACCGAAGAAUGAAUUAUAUUAUGUCUUUAAAAAUAUUUGUAUAGAAUACCGUAUCCUGGCAACAAUAACAUUAUAUCAAAGGACGUAAAUUUUGGCCAAACUCAGAUAAUUUAUUUGCUAUGCAUUCUACAUACAUACAUAUAUAUAUACUGCUGUUGGUCUAAUUUUACAUAUUUAAGUACAUGCAUACAUACGUGCAUAUUUUAAUAAUUAGUAUAUACACCAGCUUUGGCAUUUUUUACCUGCUCUAUUUCAGUAUUGUUUGUAUUUAAUAAUUCUUUACCUGUGUCCACAGCAUGAUUUUAAAGAAAUACAAUUUUUGCUUGCAUACAU
Messenger RNA from Rhagoletis pomonella (apple maggot), 2647 nucleotides. Its product is annotated as zinc finger protein 2 homolog. The record is from RefSeq and is a predicted model, not a curated record. The coding region runs from base 284 to 2326 and encodes 680 amino acids. NCBI's taxonomy places the organism in Eukaryota, Metazoa, Arthropoda, Insecta, Diptera, Tephritidae. The transcript has 4 exons.